Closterium sp. Naga37s-1 is the source of this 792-nucleotide messenger RNA. The record is from the annotation of a GenBank genome assembly. NCBI's taxonomy places the organism in Eukaryota, Viridiplantae, Streptophyta, Zygnematophyceae, Desmidiales, Closteriaceae.
AUGGGGUGGUUGAAUAGGAAGAUUCGUGGAAGGAUUGGCUUCUGUUGGGAUGAGGGAGGGUGGAGAAGGGUUGGUUCUGCUGCCAAAGCUGUUGCUGCUGCUGGGGCGGCUGCUGCUGCUGCUGCUGCUGCUGCUGCUGCUGCUGCUGCAAUGGUGGCUGUUGCUGCUGCUGCUGCUGCGGCGGCAGUGACGGCGGCGGCCACUGCUGCUGCUGCAGCUGCUGAUACGCUUGUGGCAUCGAUUCACGCAGCAAGCCCUGAGCCACCUGCCACUGCUGCGGGAACUGUGCUUGAGUGGACUGUAUUUGUGGAGACCGCAGGGAGUGUAUCAGCAGCAGCUGGUUCUGCUGUGACUGCUGUGCUUGCGGCUCGGGAAGAUGCUGUUGCUGGGGCAGCAGGUGUGGCUGCUGCUGCUGCUGCUGCUGCUGCUGCUGCUGCUGCUGCUGCUGCUGCUGCUGCUGCUGCUGCAAUGGUUGCUGUUGUUGCGAUGGCUGCUGUUGCUGCAAUGGCUGCUGUUCCCGAAAGGGAUGCUGUUGCUGCUGGAACAUUGGAUAGUUUUGCUGGUUUUGUUGAACCACCAGGCUUUGCUGCUGCUGCUGCUGCUGCUGCUGCUGCUCCAUACGCUUGCACUGCUCCCAUCAUCCCUUGUACUUGUUGCUCUCCCGCCCCUGAUAUGCCACCGCCCGGCCCUAAACUGGACCCACCAUGCAGCCCCGACGCAGAUGCAGCGCAUCUAGACGCAUCGACACCUGCACCGCCUGCCAUGGACGCCAUGAGCAUGGAGGACAGUUGA